UUCGCGCCUCGCUUCGACGUCCGCGAGACCUCGGAUGGCUACCACCUUGAUGGCGAGCUGCCCGGUAUCGCCCAGAAGGAUGUCGACAUUGAGUUCUCCGACCCUCAGACUCUCGUGAUCAAGGGUCGCACUGAGCGCGAAUACCACUCCUCGGACAAUGACGAGGCCCAGAACACCCCUACCCCGGAGAACACCAACAACAACAACCAGGGUGAGGGCAGCGCUGUCGUCCCCUCUGGCGACAAGCAGGUCUCCAAGAACAAGUCCAAGGCCAAGCACCACUACUGGGUCAGCGAGCGCUCCGUUGGCGAGUUCCACCGCACCUUCUCCUUCCCUACUCGCGUCAACCAGGACGCCGUCAAGGCUUCCUUGAAGAAUGGCAUCCUCUCCAUCUUCGUGCCUAAGGCGGCUGCUCCUUCUUCGAAGAAGAUCACCAUCGAGUAA
Messenger RNA from Aspergillus niger, 444 nucleotides. RefSeq lists its product as uncharacterized. The record is from RefSeq and is a predicted model, not a curated record. NCBI's taxonomy places the organism in Eukaryota, Fungi, Ascomycota, Eurotiomycetes, Eurotiales, Aspergillaceae. Gene Ontology annotation, biological process: response to hydrogen peroxide; protein folding; protein complex oligomerization. The transcript has a single exon. The annotation marks the transcript as partial.